CGGAUCUCCGCCCCUAUCAUCCGAACGAAGUUUUCGGGGUCUCCAGCACAACAAAUCUUGGCAUCAAAGUGCGGGCAUGACGUCCGAAACUCAGUACUCGGUAUCACCGCCCCUGGCGACGCCCGGGACCGUAGCUGUGAACCCCCGGAAGAGGGGCAGGACUGCGUGUACGAGAUGCAAAAGUCGUAAGCAAAAGUGUGACGACCAGUAUCCUAUUUGCUCCAAUUGUCGUAAAUCAGGAGCACAGUGUGAUAAGGCAGAUGUCGCCGACGAGGCUUCAUCGAUUGCGUACACACGGGCUUUGGAAGAGCGAGUAGCUUUCUUGGAGAACAAGCUAGCUCAAAUCCCUACUCCAGAAGCAACCGAAACUCCGAGGGAAACCGCAAGCAACUACUCGGUUCCAUCGGGUAGAGACAAAAAUGCCCUUAGUGACGUAGUAGCACACGUCUCGCUAGGAAACUUUGAGGCUCCAGCCUACGUUGGACCAUCAUCGGGACUCUCCCUAGCUCUGAACCUUGGCGAGAUGGUUCAAGCGACUGUCUGGAAUAAGAUGUUGCCAGACAUCCAGGAUGGAACUGCGGGCAAUCAGGCUAAUUGCAUCAAUCCUAGUCCGAGAUGCAUCACAGUGGAAGAUCUCCUGGCUCAUAGUGUCAAGGAGCCUCCGAGUGAUGAACAGGGGUCUCAGAUGCUCAAGGCGUACACAUCUCAGCUGCACUCCAAGUAUCCCUUCCUUGAGCCCGAAGAGUUGUGGAAGUUGCAUAGCGAGAGACUUACCCUGGCUGCCAAGCCAACGCAAACUCUUACAAGGAUUGAACGCUUCGGUAUCUUCAAGCUGUAUCUUGUAUACGCUAUGGGGGCAACUUUAGUGCAACUGACUCAAAGGGGGCCAGUGUUCUCUCCAGAGGCUCUUUAUAUCACUGCUUUGCAACACAUCUCAGCAGCCAGGGAAUCAAGAACAGUCCAAAAUAUUGAGGCAAUGACGUUGCUAGUGAUGUUUCACCUUCGGUCAACAUCUAGCCAUGGGCUGUGGUACAUGAUUGGCCUAGCAAUGAGAACAUCAAUCGAUCUAGGCUUACAUCGCGCGGCACACGAACAAAAUCUUGAUGGCCCUAUUGUUCAGAGAAGACGCAGGCUUUUUUGGUCUGUCUAUUCUCUCGAAAGAACCAUAGCAGUUUCACUCGGCCGGCCUCUAAGCAUCGCAGACAACCAGAUCGACGUUGAGCUUCCUAAUACCAUAAUAAAUGGAAGCCCAUCUGCUUCGGUUAUCGUCGGAAACGACAUUACGCUGGCACUUGUUCUUUUCAAGCUUCGCAGGAUCGAGUCCAAGAUUCAUCACUCGGUCUAUCGCACGGACAAGACUUUGGACGCACUCCGGCCCAAACUAGACCGGCUGCAUCAGGAACUCAAAUUCUGGCGGGACUCUCUGGCGGACUGGAUUCCGGCAGGCCACUCAGAUCUGAAUUACGCGCUCCUGCUCUACAAUCGUGCUCUCCGUCUUCUGAUCCAGCCAUUCCUGCCGAUAUUACCAGCAACAGACCCGUUCUACGGGCUGUGUAUGCGAGCCGCGGGUGAUAUAUGCCAAGCACAUAAGAGAUUACAUCAGACGCUGGACUACGGCCACAGCUUCAUCGCAGUCCAAACAGUGUUUGUUGCAGGAGUCACUCUUGUGUAUGGACUCUGGACCCAAGGCAAUGCUCUUUGGUCAGUGGCUUUGUCAAACGAUAUUAGAGCUUGCUCCCUGGUGCUCUUCGUCAUGAGCGAGAGGGCCCCCUGGGUACGUAAGUACCGAGACGCUUUCGAGGUACUUGUGAAUGCAGCUAUGGAAAAGCUUCAGGAUAACGAGGCUGGUCUUGCUGAGAUGGCCUCGGCCCAAAUGAGAGCCGGGAAAGCAUCGGGUGCUACUGAGUGUUGUGGAAUGCAGAAUCCUGACCUUAGUGGGAACGAAACCACGACACGCCCGAUUGACAGCAGUUCCAAUCAGUUCUUGAUGUCUGAAGAUGGUGGGAUAGCGGUGGGAGAGUUCGAGGGCGCUUGGCCGAUGGUCGCAGAGCUUGCGAAUUGGAUUGAUCAGGAUACUGAAGGAGGAAGCCCUGUAUGGAUGCCGAAUUUCGAGCUGUUGCAAAGCCUUUCAGGCACCUGGAACGAAUAAUGCGGCCAUUUCACAUUGAUUACACAAUUGGUACGUCAUGGUAUGGUGUUCAAUGAAGGCAUUGUCCUUAACUGCUCGUUCUUUGGCAGAAACUGCCGUUGCUCGGAAGGGGCCGUUGUAGCAUUUUGAUCAUUUGCUGCAAAUGUGGAAAUACUGAUUGAUUUUGUGAGUCAAGUAAUUGAAGAUUCUCUACAUUUCCAGUCAAAACUUAGUCUCGGGA
This is a messenger RNA of Colletotrichum acutatum, 2369 nucleotides long. Its product is annotated as fungal-specific transcription factor domain-containing protein. The transcript is spliced from 4 exons. The record is from RefSeq and is a predicted model, not a curated record. Lineage: Eukaryota; Fungi; Ascomycota; Sordariomycetes; Glomerellales; Glomerellaceae. Gene Ontology annotation, biological process: positive regulation of transcription by RNA polymerase II; DNA-templated transcription. Gene Ontology annotation, molecular function: zinc ion binding; DNA-binding transcription factor activity, RNA polymerase II-specific; sequence-specific DNA binding. The coding region runs from base 77 to 2149 and encodes 690 amino acids.